AUGGAUCGCCGAACGCAGAGUCUCGAGUCUCCGUCCUUCAUUGAAAAAUUUCACAACGGUUCCCUCCGCGCUCAUUUGGCCUCUCGCCCGCCAAGCAAACGACCACACGCCCAGUCCCAACAGCGCCAGAAUCGCGUUUCCAUCGCCAAUAAUGCAUCCCACUUUGAAGAAUUAAUUUAUCGCGAUGCCGAUGUCCUAGUCCUCUACUACGGCAGGCAUUGCGGUUAUACGACGCACGGCAGGGGCGCGAUCACCGAGUUCCGUGCCGUCGCUGACUACUUUGCUAGCCGCCCGUCGUCGCCCGAUUUUGUUAUGAUCGAUGUAGAUUCGGUUCAGCUGCCGUGGCCCUUGCGUGUGGAAUAUGUCCCAAAUAUUAUCCUUUUCCCUCGUAAUCGCAAAUCCUACUCCGUGGUUCUUCCAGCAACGGCCAUCUCAUCCACCGACCUCUACAACAACUUGAUCGCUUUUGUGCUUCAGCGCCUGAAGUAUGCUGCGUCAGAUGGUAGAGGCAAGCACAGGUCGUUUAUGGGCACUCCCAUCGGCCACCACAGUAGGAACAACACGGGGGUCGCUUACACUGCAGACACCUAUUUGGCCAUUGCAAGACAGCAGAUAGAAUCCACCCGUUCUCUCUUGCGUCUCUUAAUGCGUCGCCUGGAGAUCGGACUAACUGAAGUGAGCCAGACACUGGUCCCCCGGGAUGGCAGUGACAGCCUGGCCCUGCUGGACCGAUUGACUUCCGCAGGUCGUGCCCGGCACCACCGACUGGAGGAUGUACAGCGCAGACUCUCUGGCCUUUGGCAACGCCUUUCCGGUGUGGAGGCUCUCUUCAGUCAGGAAUCCGAGGUUACUGCCACUCUGCGUCAGCGUCUUCUCGCAGUUUGA
Molecule: messenger RNA, 885 nt
Organism: Dibothriocephalus latus
Lineage: Eukaryota; Metazoa; Platyhelminthes; Cestoda; Diphyllobothriidea; Diphyllobothriidae
Source: the annotation of a GenBank genome assembly